This is a messenger RNA of Nematolebias whitei (Rio pearlfish), 4024 nucleotides long. RefSeq names its product actin binding LIM protein family, member 3 (gene ablim3). Bases 411 to 2480 code for a protein of 689 amino acids. Gene Ontology annotation, cellular component: actin cytoskeleton; stress fiber. The transcript has 23 exons. Gene Ontology annotation, biological process: cilium assembly; cytoskeleton organization; lamellipodium assembly. Lineage: Eukaryota; Metazoa; Chordata; Actinopteri; Cyprinodontiformes; Rivulidae. The record is from RefSeq and is a predicted model, not a curated record. Gene Ontology annotation, molecular function: actin filament binding.
AGAGGCGCGCGGGGACCCGCCAGGAGCUCGCGACGGCUGAGCUGAGAGCGGAUCUUCAGCCGGGAGCGAAAAUACUGAAGGUGGGAUGAGAGUGAGCAGCGUCGUUUCAUUGUCACCGGGAAGACAACAACAACAACAACAAGGACAACAAAACCACGUUCACAAGGGAACCGCAGCCUAAUUUGGAUACACCAGGAAUUAUCCUUUUUAUUUAUUAUUAUUAUUUUUUAGUCUCUUUUAUUAAAAUUUUUCUAUCCUUUCCAUCUUCACAUGAUUUUGACUGGACCUGACUGGUUCUUGGCGACAGCAGGGGACAUUAUUCUGAAGGUGUUUACAGGAUAUCCAUUUUUAAUGAACACAGGCUGAAGAUCUGAAGGAGCUUUGUUUUGGAUCAGAACACGUUGGGCAUCAUGAGUUCCAGUGCUUAUCAACAAGGUUCCGCGCGCACUGAGAGGAGCUCUGAGCCAAUCCGAUGCCAGCGAUGUCGGGAAGCAUGCAAGGGCGAAGUGGUUAGAGUUCAAGAGACUCACUUUCACGUCAAGUGCUUCACCUGCACCGUGUGUAACUGUGAUCUGGCACGAUCUGGCUUCUUCCAGAAGAAGGGCGAGUAUAUUUGUACGGCUGACUACCAGCGGUUGUACGGCACUCGCUGCGACCGCUGUAACAGCUUUAUCACAGGAGAGGUGGUCUCCGCCCUGGGCCGCACGUACCACCCCAAGUGCUUUGUCUGCAGUGUCUGCAGUAAACCCUUCCCAAUCGGAGACAGGGUGACGUUCAGUGGAAAGGACUGUGUGUGCCAGCAGUGCUCCCAUAAACUUGUCAAGUCAAAUGAACCCAUCAAAAUCCACGGGCCCAGCCACUGUGCAGGAUGUGGAGCAGAGAUCAAGCAGGGUCAGUCUCUUCUGGCGUUAGAGAAGCAGUGGCACGUCAGCUGCUUCAGAUGUCAGACCUGCAACAUGGUCCUCACGGGGGAGUACAUCAGCAAGGAUGGAGUGCCAUACUGUGAAGCAGAUUAUCACGCCCAGUUCGGGGUGAAAUGUGAGACCUGCAACAGAUACAUCAGUGGACGGGUUUUGGAGGCAGGAGGGAAACACUACCAUCCACCCUGCGCUCGAUGCGCUCGGUGUAACACGAUGUUCAAAGAGGGCGAAGAAAUGUACCUGACAGGAUGUGAGGUGUGGCACCCUUUAUGCAAGCAGGCGGCAAGAGCAGAAAGGAGACUCAGACACAGACGCCUGUCAGAGACUUCCAUCUCCCCUCCCGGGUCUUCUAUAGGCUCUCCCAGUCGAGUUAUAUGUGCCAGAAUGGAGAGUGAGAUCCUAGACUAUAAGGAUCUAGCUGCCCUGCCAAAGGUCAAGGCCAUAUAUGAGGUCCAACAGCCAGACCUCAUGUCCUCCUCAUACCAGCCGUACCACAGAUACACCUCUGAUGACAGACUAGACACUUACAGCUAUGAAGAGUCGCUUGGAACUCUUUCUCCAUAUUCUCAGGAGUUUGACAUACUGGAUGCCAAACAGCGCCGGAGCUCCAGUCCAGGUUACAUAGACUCCCCUAUGUUCAGUCAUCAAGGCAUGUCACCCAUCAUGCCUCAGUCUCCACAGCACUUUGGCUACCCUGGCUCUGAGAGUGGCAGGAGUUCACCUUAUUAUGGCCAAGAGGGGCGAUCAAGCACACCCACCUCAAACCAGCCCCCUAAACAUUUUCAUGUCCCAGCCACUGGGGACCACAACCUCUACAGGAAGCCACCCAUCUAUAAGAGAACGGCCACAAAAAGCAGAACCAGUGAAGACAUCCUCAGGUCCUCCAGUCUGUCCACUUACUCCCCAGAGCCAUACACGCAGUCAGAGUCUGACUACUACCCAUACACCAGCUCCCCCAGGGCCUAUCGCAUGCCAAGAAGACGCUUCUCAACGGGAGGAGAUGAAGAGAGUUGGAGUCAGAGUCUUCAAAGAGUUGGGAGUGGCAUCGGGAGGAUGAUCCUAAAGGAGGAGAUGAAAGCCAGAUCUGGUUCCUAUGACAACGACCCCUGGGGCAGUGCAAGAAAUUCUCGUAGUGGGAGUAAAGAAACGUUGAACACAACAGCCUACGGGACAACGGUGUACAACAGCAUCAUCAACGGCUCUCCUCGAUCUCAGUACAGCAUUGAUAGCGAUUUUGCUUGUAAGUCAGCCUCUCUAUCAGGGUAUGGACGCAAUGGUAUCCAACGGCCUCAGAGCGCAGAUUGUUAUCAGUACCAGUAUGAUGAUGGAAGUGAGGUCAACUGGGGAAGCAGAGCAGAACACAAGAUUUAUCCCUACGAGUCGCUCAUUGUCACCACCAGAGGGCGCAAUAAGCUACCCAAGGAUGUGGACAGAGCCAGACUAGAACGCCAUCUUUCCCCAGAAGAGUUCACCCAAGUGUUCGGGAUGAGCGUGGAAGAUUUCGACCGGCUGGCGUUGUGGAAGAGGAAUGAGCUGAAGAAACAAGCUCGACUGUUCUAGUCUUGUUUGGACACGUGUUAAAAAACUGCCAGCAACAGAACCUGAGACCUCGCUGCUCAGUUACACUGCCAUGUCAGAGAACCUGUUCCAGAUGUCCUCAAACGUCAAAACCAAAUUCUGCCCAUACCUGAGGACUUUUGGGACACCAGUGGAAGGACUGGUGAACCGAUUGCCGCUGCAGCUGUUUGCUCGAUUGGAGUGUAAGCAAUAGAGACUGUCACACUGUAGUGCUGUGCUUUUCACAGCCCAAACGAUGGAAGAGGUUGUGACUGUGCGCCCAUGUGGACACGAGACAAGCGCCUGUGACCAGAGCUGCAGUACUAAAACACGAUGAGGAGGAUUUCGGCUUUGCCUUACUUGUUAAGCUCUCAUAGUUACGACUGUGCAGCACCAGCAGUCUGAAUGAGUAGAACGUAGUCUUUCAUUUAUGACGCUUGAUCAGUGUGAAUGAUUCAAGAAGAAGAACGAGUGUGAGCAUUGACAGCAUCUCUUCCGUUUGGCUCGGGAUCAAAUUGGACUUUUUUUUUUUCCACGUCUGCUCUUUUACAUGAAAUACACCUGCAAAUACAGACAGACAAAAUUCUUUUUUGUGACCUUGAUUGAUUUUGCGUGAAAAUAAAAGCCAAUGUGUGACCCAACAUGUACACUUUAGACGAGCACGUCCAUGUAACAGAUGUAGCUCCCUGUGCAGCUGUUCGCUAAAUGGAGAAUGUGCAAUUCAAUAGUUAUUUACAACCCCUGUUUCCAGAGAAGUUGGUAUUAGGUAGAUAGUCAGUGUCUUCUUUAAAUAUAGAUAUUUGAAGUUGAUGUAGCAUCACCUGCGACGACGGGCAGAAACGUUUGUAGAAUAUACAGUUCGUAUUAUUCGGGAAGAGUGCCGCCAAGAUAAAAGAAGCAUCCACCAAGAAACUUGUUGUUGCUCACUGCUUCGUCAAACUCCAUGAGAACAUCAUCAUGUAGUCAUGAAAACAUCUGCAGUUCACAAUAUGUUGAAAAGUUUCAGGGAAAAAGAGGAAAUGUUGUGUUCGAAGCUAGAAACCACCAUGUGGGCAUUACGUAACUGGAAACUGUCGACUUUGCACUUUUUUUUUUCUGAGUUCUCGAGGCAAAAGCUCAUCUCAGAUGGACAGAGUGUGAUUUGUGGUCGUAUAAGUCCAGAUUUUGACUUGUCAUUUAAAAUAAAGGACAUUAAAUUCUACAGGAUAACGGUUAGAACUGACCAUACAGGUUUUUAAUCGACACAAGUUACGCCAACAUUUUGAUGGUAUCAGUAAUCAUGGCAUGGGUGCCUUGUGUGAAGAUACCAGUGAUGCAAAGGUGGAUGCUGAAAUUUUGGAAAAGAUAUACUGUUCCAAAAACAACAGUUGUGGAUGGAGGAGAAGCUAAACCUUAAAAUCUGUGUCCUUCAUGUUGUCUUUUAAAAUUGGACACAGAUUUCCAAUUCAAAUUUGCAGCAAAGUUGAUUGUUCUGAUUUGAGAAAACGUUGGACUCCUCUAGAUAUUAAGAGAAAGAUUCAUGAACACUCAGCUCGUUGCAGUAAAAU